Myotis daubentonii (Daubenton's bat) is the source of this 2466-nucleotide messenger RNA. It is a transcript of the gene INHBC, whose product is annotated as inhibin subunit beta C. The record is from RefSeq and is a predicted model, not a curated record. Gene Ontology annotation, cellular component: extracellular region. Lineage: Eukaryota; Metazoa; Chordata; Mammalia; Chiroptera; Vespertilionidae. Gene Ontology annotation, molecular function: hormone activity; growth factor activity; cytokine activity.
AGCUGGACACAGUCUCCUUUCCCAGCCUCUGGCGGCCAGGACAGAAUCAAGACCACAGCUGCUGAGACCCUGAGCCCGGGGUUGUGGCCUUCUCUCACUGUGUCCCUCCAGGAGGGCCUCCCCCAACAAUGACCUCCUCAUUGUUCCUGGCCUUCCUAUUCCUGGCUCUGGCCACAGUGGCCACUACCAGAGCUGACCGUCAGUGCCUGGCAUGUGGGGAGCAUGCCUUGGACCUGCAGAGCCAGCGGGAGCUGCUUCUCCCCCUUGCCAAGAGAAGCAUCUUGGACAAGCUGCACCUCAACCAGCGCCCAACGCUGAGCCGGCCAGUGUCCAGAGCGGCUCUGAGGAUAGCGCUGCAGCGCCUCCACGGGCGCCCACAGGGGGCGCUUCCAGAGGCUGACAGGGGACAGGAAUAUGAGAUCAUCAGCUUUGCCGAGACAGGCUUCUCCAACAUCAACCAGACUCGUCUUGACUUCCACUUCUUCUCUGAUAGAACUGCUGGUGGCAUGGAGGUCCAGGAGGCUAGCCUCAGGUUCUUUGUGCAGCUCCCUCCCAAUACCACCUGGACUUUGAAGGUGAGGGUCCUUGUGCGAGGUUCCCAUGAAGCCAACCUCACUUUGGCCACUCAGCACCUGCUAAAGGUGGAUACCAGUGGCUGGCACCAGCUCCUUCUGGGGCCUGAAGCUCAGGCUGCCUGCAGCCAGGGACACCUGACCCUGGAGCUUGUACCUGAAGGCCAGGUAGCCGAGAGCUCAGUCAUCCUGAGCGGGGCUGCCCAGAGGCCUUUUGUGGCAGCCCGGGUGAGAGUUGGGAGCAAGCACCGGAUUCGACGUCAUGGCAUCAACUGCCAGAGUGGGUCCAAGAUGUGCUGUCGACAAGAGUUCUUUGUGGACUUCCGUGAGAUUGGCUGGCAUGACUGGAUCAUCCAGCCUGAGGGCUACUCAAUGAACUUCUGCACAGGGCAGUGCCCACUGCAUGUAGCAGGCAUGCCUGGCAUUGCUGCCUCCUUUCACACCACCGUGCUCAAUCUUCUCAAGGCCAACGCAGCUACAGGCACACCUGGAGGGGGCUCAUGUUGCGUGCCCACAGUCCGGCGCCCCCUGUCUCUGCUCUACUAUGACAGGGACAGCAACAUUGUUAAGACUGACAUACCUGACAUGGUGGUUGAGGCUUGUGGGUGCAGUUAGUCUACGUGUGGGAUGGGAAGCCCAAGGUGGGGUAGACAAAUAUGCCCCCACAGAGGUGCCCUUCCCUGAGAACAGGGACUGGCUCCAUUAUUGCCUCUGUACAGGAGGUGCAACCCCUCUUCCUGAGCAACCUACGGAAAUUAUUUCAACUUUGACUUGAGGAGAUCUUCAUCUAAAGAGAGUCACUGUGCCUGGCUGGGGUAGCUCAGUGGUUGAGCAUUGACCCAUGAACCGGGAGGUCAUGAUUCGACUCCCCAUCAGGGCACAUGCCCUGGUUGCAGGCUAGAUCCCCAGUAGGGGGCAGGUAGGAGGCAGCUGAUCAAUGAUUCUCUCUUAUGGUUUUCUAUCUCUCUAUCCCUCUCCCUUCCCCUUUCUAAAAUCAAUAAAAACUUAAUUUUUAAAAACUCAACCUUUAAAAAAUAAAUACAUACCUACAUAACCACCAGCCUCUCUCCAAGAGGACAGUCCAUCAAGCAAGCCCCACAUGCUCAACUGCCAUCCCAGAGACUCUGAUCCACCUCCAACCAUAAGCAGUGCAACCCAGGCAGACACCCAUAACCUACUCUUAAUCUACACCAUAAUCCACAAUGCUUCCCUGCCCUUUCCACUCAGUGCCCCUCCCUCUCUAAAUAAUUUGACCCAGCCCCUCCCCUUGAUUUUCUGGAUCUCCAGAGAGCCCCCUCCUUGGUUUCACCAAAGAUUAGAUCAUUACUCUCCAAAAUGAGGCUCAUUUCUCUCUGUGUCUUGAGUCCCUUUCCUUCUUACUUGCCCGGGUAGCCCACCUAAGGCUUUCUUGGCACACCUACAUCCAUUCUUUAGCCUUCCCUGCCCUGCUCUAUGGGCUUGGGGGCUGACUCAUCUGAGUUCCUUUCGCCCCUGCUUCCUGCCGAAUUUGACUAAGGGAAGACACAAGCAAGAAGUCCAAAUUGUUCUUAUUCGUGCAGCCUAGGUGCCGUGGUUCUGUGUGACUGUGGCUGUGACUAUGUCCCUACAGCUCCUGUCUGGCUCCUCUCUUCCAUGGCUGCAGCUUUGCCUGGGUUCUGACGUCACUGCUUCCGUGCUAAAGGCUUAUAAUGGCUCUCCACUCUUACUAGCACCUCGGUGCUUCAAUAUCCCUCAUUGGUUCCCUUAACCCUGCCCAUACCUCUGUAAAGAAGUCAGUGCUCAGCUGGUGUUGCUCAGUGGUUAAGUAUCAACCCAUGAACCAGGAGGUCAGAGUUUGACUCCUGGUAGGAGGUGUGCAGGAGACAACCGAUCAAUGAUUCUCAUCAUUGAAGUU